This is a messenger RNA of Labeo rohita (rohu), 3080 nucleotides long. RefSeq names its product guanine nucleotide binding protein (G protein), q polypeptide (gene gnaq). Gene Ontology annotation, biological process: action potential; adenylate cyclase-modulating G protein-coupled receptor signaling pathway; phospholipase C-activating dopamine receptor signaling pathway. Lineage: Eukaryota; Metazoa; Chordata; Actinopteri; Cypriniformes; Cyprinidae. The record is from RefSeq and is a predicted model, not a curated record. The transcript has 7 exons. Gene Ontology annotation, molecular function: GTPase activity; GTPase activator activity; G protein-coupled receptor binding. Gene Ontology annotation, cellular component: heterotrimeric G-protein complex. Bases 663 to 1742 code for a protein of 359 amino acids.
UCCCUAUUACAUAUGUAAGAAUGGAGAGUCCAAAUCGAGCGUAUUCAAGCUGGGAUUUAAAUCAACAGGAGUGAAGACCUCAAUGGACUAACUUAUAAAAUCUCGUCAGACGCUUGGACUCCUGUCCGCGGUACUAAAAUGCUGUAGCCUUCUUACGUUGGGUGAAUUUUCCAGGGAAUUGUCGGCCAUACGCAGCGAUACCACGCCCGGAUUGAAGACUUUAAAACGGGGGCAACACCAUUCAUGCAAAUAUUCCCAACCACAAGUUCAUGGAUAGGAGACUCUAGUGCGGUCUAAAGAGGAAAUACUGUGUUGUAUUGACUUUCAAUAUUUAACGCCAAAUAUUAAAACAGUCUGUAAUGGAGUUACUAAAUCCAAAGGAUCUGUUGCUUUUCUGAGUGAUAUAAAACACUGAAACCGCUACAGGAUUUCAGCCGCUGUUACAUUUUGAAUACGGUUUGCUGUAACAUUCGAUUUUCUUUUUCCAUUCGCUGCAGAAGUAUUAGUGUACAAAUGACGAUUUAUGAGUUGGAUUUUCUUCUCAGCGCGCUGCAGGGAAACACUUUCUCUGGCCUUAUCUGAACACUUACGUUUGAUUUGGACUGAUGUUCUUUCGAAGGAAUUGCUGAAAAGCUCCUAAUUGUAAACUGUCUCGGUGAGUCAUGACGCUGGACACCAUCAUGGCGUGCUGCCUCAGCGAGGAGGCGAAAGAAGCGCGACGGAUCAACGAUGAGAUCGAGCGGCAGAUCCGCCGUGACAAGAAAGACGCUCGGCGGGAGCUCAAACUGCUUCUGCUGGGAACUGGAGAAAGUGGAAAAAGCACCUUUAUUAAACAGAUGAGAAUCAUUCAUGGCUCAGGAUAUUCAGAAGAGGACAGGAGAGGCUUUACCAAGCUGGUCUACCAAAACAUCUUUACAUCUUUGCAGGCCAUGAUACGGGCAAUGGAUACUCUUCAGAUCCACUACAAGUAUGAACAUAAUAAGGCCAAUGCAAGCAUUGUCAGAGAAGUAGAUGUGGAGAUGGUCUUCUUGUUCGUCAACCCGUAUGUAGAUGCCAUCAGGAGUUUAUGGAAUGACCCAGGAAUUCAGGAGUGUUAUGACCGGAGGAGAGAAUACCAGCUCUCAGACUCCACAAAAUAUUAUCUAAAUUCACUGGAUCGCAUUGCCGACCCUUCCUACAUUCCCACCCAGCAAGAUGUGCUCAGGGUCAGAGUGCCCACUACAGGGAUCAUUGAAUACCCCUUUGACCUACAGAGUGUCAUAUUCAGGAUGGUUGAUGUAGGGGGCCAGCGGUCAGAAAGGCGAAAGUGGAUUCACUGCUUUGAAAAUGUCACCUCCAUCAUGUUCCUGGUAGCUCUCAGUGAAUAUGACCAAGUUCUCGUUGAGUCUGACAAUGAGAAUCGAAUGGAGGAAAGCAAAGCAUUGUUUAGGACGAUAAUAACAUACCCCUGGUUCCAGAAUUCAUCAGUUAUUCUUUUUCUGAACAAGAAAGACCUUUUGGAAGAGAAAAUAAUGUUUUCACAUCUUGUAGAUUACUUUCCUGAAUAUGAUGGACCCCAGAGAGACGCUCAAGCUGCACGGGAAUUCAUCCUGAAGAUGUUUGUCGACCUGAAUCCAGACUCAGAAAAAAUCAUUUACUCUCAUUUCACCUGCGCCACUGACACAGAAAACAUCCGAUUUGUGUUCGCUGCUGUCAAGGACACCAUCUUGCAGUUCACACUGAAGGAAUACAAUCUAGUCUGAACAACGGCCGGUUACGGUUUUGUCAUUGUCUCGCCAGGUUAAAGGACUCAUCAGUCUGCAGCUAGAGUCUGCCGUAAUGCUGUGAGCCAAAAAGUCUGCUUUAACUGUUCCAGCUGUCGGCUGUCCCUGAUUCUGCUCUAUGAAUUUGGACACACAAGUUAUUUCUUUCUGUAACACAAGCUGCUCACUGCUUCGUCAAUACUUAUUUGCACCUCGGAGCUAUUCACAUGGAAUGCUAUUCCAUUUUAAUGAAAAAUGUUAUGUUAUUGAACUUUUUUUAUUAUGGAUUUUUUUGGAAGGUUUAUUCUGUAGCAAAUUCUUUUUGGUUGUACACUGAGCUGUUUGCUAUAAAUGUUACAUAGAUUUCUCUAACUUUUAUUAACAUUAAUUAUUCAGUGUGGUGAGGUAAUUAGAAAGCAAUGAAAAGUACUUCUAUGGUAUUGUAAUGUAUUCAUUUUUUUUUUUAGAGUCAAAGCAAGCUUAGUAGAUAAGGAUCUUUUCUUAUUUCCAAAGCACACGCGUUGGUGAAGAGUAGAUAAAGGCUAGUUUACAUUAAUAUUUACAUUGAAAGUGCCAAAGUUCUUCUAAUGUGAUUGUUUUAUGUAUUGCCAAACUGAUAAUCAUACCACAUGCAAAAAGUUGCCCUUGCCAGUAUCAUUUAUUUCUUUACAAUGCCACCUCUUAACACCUCUGUUCUUGGAAGAUAUUAUACAUCUGCAACAUGAUGUGCCAAGAGAGCCGAUUCCUGUGCAUCCUUAUCUUAAACUACAAAUGUGCCAUUCAGAGAUUUUCUGUAACACAAGCAUACGUUUUGACUUUUUCGUAAUAAAGUACCCAACAAAUGUUCUCAGUGAGCCAAUGAUGCUCUUUCUGGUGUUGUACUGACUUGACAGUGUGGUGUAAUCAAGCUUUGGUCAAUAUUUGCAUAUGUUUUUAAAGACAGAUUAGUAAAGAGUAUCAUGUGAUUAGCUGCGUGUCAAACAAAUGAAUGUUUUGUGAUGAGUCAAUAGUAAAGGUCCAAAUUGCUGUUGUGACUUUUCUGGGGGUGAAGCUGACAUGGUUUACUUAAUAUGGGCAGCACUGAAUUUAAGGUUAUUGCUGGAAGAUUUUGUCUUUUUCUUUCUUUCUUUUGUGCAAUAAAAGGCUACUACUUUAGAGAGCAGUAUAUAAUAUUUGGUGCUAUUUUAGAGAGAAAUGUAUAAUAUUUGCUGUCUAAAUGUUUGCUGUCCAAAAAAAGCAUAAAACCUUAAGUUGUACAGUGGGCCAAAAACAUACUUGGACACUUAUGUGACUUAAAAUUGCAUAAAUGUCACUGCAAUAAACUAAAUACCAAAACAA